CUUUACAAAGAUGCGGAAUCUACUUGGUGUUGCUAAGUCAAGUUUAAGAGGGGAUGUUAGAAAUUAAACUUGGCUUAGCCCAAUAAUUGGGUCCAUUAGAAGUAAAUUUAUUGGGCUAGUAGUUGUAUGAGAAAUAAUAAAUUAGUUAGUAAAGAAAGGCAAUCCGGCGACCCCAAUACCGCCGGAAUCAACAGCACCUUUUGUGUGCCUAUUGCAACUGCCCACCCGUGAACUACCAUCACUACAGCGAAGGGUAUACAAGCCAGAGCUACCAACAACAGUGGGAUAAUCCUCAGACUACAUCCCCUGCUACACGUUUCACGAGGAAAGGAACAGCUUCCUCCCGAGCAGGUACAAGACUCUACCCAACCCAUCAUCACUGGCGUAGCUCCCCUACCUACAAAACUCGCAGGAAUGGAAAUAACGCAUCUAACACGAGGUAUUACACACCCACUCAAAACUUUUACGGUCCCUCAGCCUUAUCUCCUUUUGAAGAUAGACCAAGACUCGCCCUACAGGGCCAAACUCACUGGGACGGAAACGAAAUGCUCAAAGUCGUCAACAACCCCAUUCGGGGGAAGAAGAUGGCUGGCGCACCGUCACCUACAGGGGACGACGGCAUCCCCUUCAUCCCAAUCGCAGACUCCCCUCGCUCCAAAGGACAGACUAUGAAAUCAGCCGGACAGAGUGUAACAAUAAUCGCUACCACCGAUUACUAUUGGAAAACGAAAUCAAAUUCGAUUUUGAAUCUAACACCUCGCCCACGAUAAAUGAAACUCACAGACCUGUAGAAGACCACAGUCGAGUUGUGAGUAAAAUUAGGCAUCCAAAUCGGAGCCAAAUGAAAAGAUCAGACUACGGUGGCACAAGGCCGGCGACCACCGCGCGGUUGGCCGUCUCUUCAGGUCCAUCGGCUCCACUUUUAGACAGCCUGGCUCCAUUCAUCGACAGUCAGAAGGUUGAGGAGACACGCACAGCUGGUACCGCGAGGUUGGCCAUCUCUUCCUCUGGUCCCUCGGUUCCAGUCUUCGACAGUCAGGAGGCUGAGGAGACACGCAUAGCAGGUACCGGCCUUCUCACAUGGGCUGACCGAGUGAGGAUGGAUAAAGACAAACCAAACGACGUGUCUCUGCGCAGCCCUUUUAUUACUCAUCAGGACUCUUUAAUUAGUGAUAAGGCAACUAGUAUCAAGAAAACGGAAAUCAGGGAUCCCGUUGAACUAAUUCUCGCAUCGAUGGAUGGCACAUCCAAGGAAAGUGAAAUUUUUCACUUCUAUGGAGAGGAAGGCUAUGAAAUUGUCAUUUUUGAAAUUAAAAAAUCCUCGCUCCACAGGAUUAAUUUCAGAAUUGAACAAGCACCUGACAUCUACCAGUUUAUCAAUCACGGAUAAAAAAAUAUUAGGGAAAGCAGACAAUUUGAUUCUAUAACGGUCUCUUCAAAAUUCAACAAUUCUGGCCAGUAUUUGCAGAUUGCUAAGGACAAGGGGAGUUUCAUAAUAAUCCCGAUGGGGCCACAUAACUCCAAUUUAAAAGAUUUUUUGGCUAUAUUUUCCAAUUUUGUUGGACUACCUAUUUUAGUGCAGGAAACACCAAUAUCCAAGCUUAUUUUAGAUUCCCAAAUUCAAGGAGCUCACUCACACAAACAAGGGUCUCCAACUCCAGUGGAACGACAUGGCCUUGUUCAGGCUUAUUCAGACGCAUCAGACCACUUUUAUCAAUCAGACGACUCUAGCUACAUGUAUGAUUUUAUGGGACAUGCCACUGAAAGCGAUCGACGUCCCCCUAUAUCAACUCCAGAAGAAAUUAAGAAAUCAAAAUUCAACAGGGCGAUUUGCAGGAAAUCCAAGUUUGUUACCUCUGAAAAUUGUCUGCCAACAAAAAACUUAAACACGCAAGCCAAAAUUUACAGGAAAUCUCUAAAGAAUAAAAGGCGUCACAUCAUGACUACUAGGUCUCAGUCAAGAGAAUUUCCUUGGGUUGGGUUUAGUUUUUAUUUUCUUUGUUAUGCUUUAUUUUCUUCUUUUAUUUCCUAUUCGCAUUGUAAUGUUUACUUCUUCUCAAUAAAAUCUACUUUUCCCAAAA
Messenger RNA from Cuscuta europaea, 2081 nucleotides. Lineage: Eukaryota; Viridiplantae; Streptophyta; Magnoliopsida; Solanales; Convolvulaceae. The record is from the annotation of a GenBank genome assembly.